Vanessa tameamea is the source of this 3841-nucleotide messenger RNA. It is a transcript of the gene Rrp5, whose product is annotated as protein RRP5 homolog. Lineage: Eukaryota; Metazoa; Arthropoda; Insecta; Lepidoptera; Nymphalidae. The record is from RefSeq and is a predicted model, not a curated record. Gene Ontology annotation, biological process: rRNA processing. Bases 98 to 3823 code for a protein of 1241 amino acids. Gene Ontology annotation, cellular component: small-subunit processome; nucleolus; nucleus. The transcript is spliced from 20 exons. Gene Ontology annotation, molecular function: protein binding; RNA binding.
AGUUUACAACGUUCUCUUAACCUCAAAUAUUCAUGCCUGCUUUGGUAUUGUUAUUAAAAUAUAUUAAAUGCAUUAAAAUUUAAAUAAAUACAAGAAAAUGGCAGAUAUUGAAGAAUAUUUUCCCCGAGGUGGUAAAAAACCUACAACCACGUAUUUUAAACAGAGCGAAAAUUUUCUAGGAGCAGCUGAAAAAGGGGAUAAGAAAAAGAAGAAGAUAAAAAAGAAGACUGACGACGAUGACGGAUAUUUAUCUGAUGAAGUUCAUACAGAAAUUGAUCAAUCAUACAAAAACUGUGGGAUAUAUUUGAACUAUAAGGUGGUUAAAGAAGGCCUACUAAUAUUAGGGAGAGUCCGCCAAGUGUUAGAGACAAAAGUAAACAUUUCACUUCCCUGUCGAAUGCACGGUGUUGUUAUGGCCUGCCACAUCAGCGAAGCAUACAACAAAAUAUUGGAAUCAUAUGUCAAUGAUCAGGUUGAUAGGGUCCGAGAGCUGCCACAAAUGUUCCGAGCAGGUCAAUAUGUAGUUACAAAGGUUUUGGAAGUGACUCCAAACCACCUCAUGCUCACCAUGAUGCCACAGCAUGUUAACAGUGGCAGGAUGCUUGCUGACUUACAUAAAGGAGCACUUAUUCAAGCAGCUGUAUCGUCUGUUGAAGACCAUGGCUUUUUGAUGGACAUUGGUAUACCAAACACAAAGGCAUUCUUACCUAAGGAUUCAACUAACCCAGAAGUUGAGCUGGACACCGGUUCGCUCGCAUGGGUCAUGAUCAAGUCUAUAUCCCCGACUGCAGAGAACAGCGUAAUCACAUUGAGCAAUGAACUCUCAGCGUUACAAAAUGCAUUCCAGCGUAACAAAACAAACACUCUACUGCCUGCUACAGCCCUAGAUUUCGUAGUUGACAAGCCGUUAGACAAUGGUAUAGAGGGUCACGUUUUGGACAAAACAACGGCAUACAUACAAAGGCAUCAAGUUGACAUGGUCAAAGGCAAGAAACCAGCAUUAGGACAAAAGAUUAGAGCACGACUAUUAUAUGCAGUACCACCAAAGAAAACACCAUUCCUGACGAUGAAGGGCAUCUUCGACACCACAUAUCCUGAUAUGGCCGAGGAGCAGAAGCUGCAGGAAGGCGAUAUAAUCGAAGAAGCGAUAGUGCUUAAGGUCACCGGUCGAUUGAUCCACUUCAAGCUGGGGGAAGGCAGUCUGGGUAUCCUAAGUCUCCGAAGAGUAGCUGUUGAUGAGGAUCUCAACGAUGAGCAAGUGUUGACACGGUCAUAUCCCAUAGGCAGCGGCCACCGCGUGCGCGUGCUGAGCUACAGCCUGGCGGACUACGUGUACUCCGUUAGUGACGCGCCCGCCGUGCUGUCCGCCACGCCCUUCCGCCUGGACGAGCUGCGCGUCGGCCAGUCGGUCACCGCCACGGUCGCCGUGCUGGCCGACGACCAUCUGCGGGUCACCGUCGGCCGGGUCACCGGAUAUGUGCCUCAAACUCAUAUGACGGAUAUGGGCGUUUUCGUCGACCCGAAAAAGGCGUCCAAUUCUAAACUGCCCAAAAAGAAAUUCAAGGUCGGUCAAGAAGUGAAAGCGCGCGUGCUGUCAUUGGACUUGUCCAAGCAGUAUCUUGUCCUGACGCUGAAGCCCACGCUGCUUGACGAAGACUUGGAGAUCCUGACGAGCUACGAAGACGCGGUGGUUGGGAGCGCAUACACUGGUGUUGUUUCGCACAUCAGGGAUUAUCUAUUGGUGUCAUUCUUCAACAACACGAAUGCGUACGUUCCGAAACGAUUCGUUUCCGCCCAACCACUCCACAACCUCACGGACGCUUUCCAUCUCGGCCAGAUUGUAAAGUGUACGAUCAUGUCAGUAAACCCGACUGCGAAGAAGAUGUCCGGUAGCCUCACAAAGGCGCCUUUCAGUCCCGCUGAAAUUAAAAAGAAUGCUAAAAAAAGAAAAAAAGAUGCCGAAAAGAAUGAAACUUUGGCUAAAAAGAAGAAAUCUAAUAAAAAUGUUGACGAAAAUGCCAGUAAUGGAGCUAGAGAGAUGGACAUUGAUGAAAGUCAAAAGACUGAAAACAAUAAAAAGAAAAACAAAAAAAAAGUCGAUCGUAUUACAGAAGAAAUGGAUUCAACUGAUACCAAAACAACAAAUAGUGUAGAAGGCGAAACUAAAAAACGUAAAAAGAAAAAUAAAGACAACAUUGUCUCUAAAGAAGAUGAUACCAGUUUGACUAAUACAAAUGAUCAUUCCGCGACAGAGAAUCUUAGCAAAAAGAAAAGCAAAAAAGAGAAGAUUAAAGCUCGUAAAGAAGAAGAGCGUGAGGUAGAAGUGUCCGAAGAGAGCGACCCAAUCGAAACGGACAUACACGAAGAUAGCGAUCAAGUAUUAACACCGAAUGACUUAAGUCUACUGGAUUUAUCCGACUGUAUAACAGCUAAAAACUACAAAAAGAGAGCAGUGGCUCUACUCAAAUGUAUAAACGCUAGAAAGAAACGCUUAGAUAGAAUAGAUAAAAAGAUAGUCAACAUUGAAGCUAAAGGGCUUACUGGGAAAAAUAAAAAAUAUCACACAGCGAUGCACGCUGAGAAACUAUUGACAGAAGAACGUUUAAAAGAAUUCAUGGACAUACUAGCGACAGUACAGGAAAAGUUAAAAGAGUUCGAUGUUAAAGAUAAUACAGAAUAUAAAAAGAAGAAAAUAGAAAAAGUAACCCCACCUGAGGCCACACGCGAGGAUAAAAAGAAAGUUGUAAAAGAAAAAAAUCAACCUAAAGUUAAUUGUAUAAAGAAUGUGUUGGAUAAUUUAAAGCCAGUCCUCGACGCGCCGAGCGCCAAGGACUUCUGGUCGACGAGUGAUGACGUGGCUGCUGAAACAAGAGAAGAAUCUAGCAGUAGUGAUGAAGAGGAGCAAGAAAAACCCAAAAAGAAACGCAAGAAGCUCACGAUCGCUGAGAAGAACGCUAAAGCUAGAGAGGAAGAAGAGAGAAUAAGAGAAUUGGAAAAGAGAGCUAUUGAGAGUGAGAAUGCCCCGCGGUCUAGUGAUCAGUUCGAACGAGCACUGCUAGCCGAGCCGAACUGUAGCCAGCUGUGGAUAGCUUACAUGGCUUUCCAUUUGCAGGCAACAGAAAUAGACAAGGCUCGAGCUGUGGGUCGUAAAGCGCUCAAUACCAUUAACUUCCGGGAGGAGGGCGAAAAGCUUAAUGUGUGGCUCGCUUUACUCAACCUUGAACACAGAUUUGGUACAAAGGAAAGUCAGCAGAAAACUCUCGAAGACGCUCUCCAAAUGAACGAUACGUAUCAAAUCCAUUCGAAGCUGUUAGAUAUACUCCUGGAUACAAGCAAGCACCAAGAGCUGGUGUCGCUGACUGAGCUUAUGAUCAGGAAGUACAGGAAACACCCGGAGGUGUACCGAGUAUGUGGCGAAGCUUGCUACAAGGCGGGCCUCGUGGAUAAGGCGAGGCACGUCAUGCAGAAGGGUAUAGCGGCGUUGGAGAAGAAAGAGCACGUGUCGCUGCUGGUGCGGUUCGCCCAGCUGGAGCGCGCGGGCGGCGACCUGGAGCGCUGCGAGGCGCUGUUCGAGCAGGUGCUGGCCGUGUACCCGCAGCGCGUCGACGUGUGCGCCGCCUACGUGGACGCGCUGCGAGCCGCGGGGGACGUGGUCAGACUCAGACAAGUAAUGGAACGUAUGACAUCUCAAAAGUUGCCAGCACGAAAAAUGAAGGUGCUCUUUAAGAAGUGGAUAGAAGUCGAAGAGAAGAUCGGCGACAAGGAACACAUCGACAGCAUACGACAGCGCGCGCUCGAAUUCAUUAACAAAGCCAAGUUUUAAAUAAAUUAAUCAUAUUUA